AUGAGUGAGGCAGAUUAUCUGGUCUCAUCUGACCAAUUCACCAAAUCGCCGCUGGAGGCCAACACCCCCCAGCCAUUUGAUCAUCCAACAGGCAGAGACGCCUACGGCCCAUUAACCAAUGUGGCCAGAAACAGACAGAAGUACUUUGCUCCUGACCACGUGCCCCGCAUCAACAUCGAGGAGACCGUCCAGAAGUUCAAGUACUUGUUGGGGUUGACAGACUUGUUCCAGCACUUCAUCGAUUCCAGAGCCAAGAAAGAUCCUGCGCUUGCCCAAGUCAAGUUGGCAGCCGAGCAGCCCAAGGUAGAUGGAUCACAGAGAAGAAGAAAAACUGAGCGUGAGGAGGACGCCGAACUCUUGAGCGAUGAGAAAGCUACUCCAAGAAUCACAGAGUUCACCGAAAGUCCCACGUACGUCCAGGGCCAGCUCCGUCCAUACCAGAUCCAGGGUCUCAACUGGCUCGUUUCCUUGUACGAAAACAACUUGUCGGGAAUUUUGGCCGACGAGAUGGGUUUAGGUAAGACAUUGCAGACCAUUUCGUUUUUGGGCUACUUGCGCCAUUUCAGAGGCAUCAACGGUCCCCACAUCAUCAUCACCCCUAAAUCCACCUUGGACAAUUGGGCCAGAGAGUUUGCUAAGUGGACUCCCGAGGUGCGUGUGGUGGUUCUUCAAGGUGACAAGGACGAGAGACAGAACUUGAUCACCAAUAGAUUGUUGACGUGCGACUUUGAUGUGGUGGUUGCUUCUUACGAGAUUGUUAUCAGAGAGAAAUCCACAUUCAAGAAGUUUGCGUGGGAAUACAUUGUUAUUGACGAGGCCCACAGAAUCAAGAACGAGGAGUCUUUGUUGUCGCAAAUCAUCCGUCUUUUCCAUUCCAAGAAUAGACUCUUAAUUACUGGUACGCCAUUGCAGAACAACUUGCAUGAGUUGUGGGCUUUGCUUAACUUCAUUCUUCCCGAUGUUUUCGGCGAUAGUGACACGUUUGACCUGUGGUUCACUGCCACCGAGGACCUGGCAGAACUGGCGGACGAUAGUGUAGUUGCUCAACUACACAAGGUUUUGAAACCAUUCUUGUUACGUCGUAUCAAGUCUGAUGUCGAGAAGUCGCUUUUGCCAAAGCAGGAGAUGAACGUUUACGUCAAGAUGACCGACAUGCAGAGAAAAUGGUACCAGAAGCUUUUAGAGAAAGACUUGGAUGCUGUCAAUGGUGCCAAUGGUAAGAAGGAGUCCAAAACUCGUUUAUUGAAUAUUGUCAUGCAAUUGAGAAAAUGUUGCAACCAUCCUUACCUCUUUGAAGGUGCUGAACCUGGCCCUCCAUUCACAACCGAUGAACACUUGGUUUUCAACUCACAAAAGAUGAUCAUCUUGGACAAGCUUUUGAAAAAGUUUCAAAAGGAAGGCUCCAGAGUCUUGAUUUUCUCUCAGAUGUCCAGAAUGCUUGACAUUUUGGAGGAUUACUGUAUGUUCCGAAGUUUUGAAUAUUGCAGAAUCGACGGCCAGACCGAUCACGCUGACAGAGUUCAAGCUAUUGACGAUUACAACAUGCCGGGCUCUUCAAAAUUCGUGUUCUUGUUGACAACAAGAGCUGGUGGUUUGGGUAUUAACUUGACUACUGCUGAUAUUGUCGUUUUGUUUGACAGUGAUUGGAAUCCUCAAGCUGACUUGCAAGCGAUGGACAGAGCUCACAGAAUUGGACAGACGAAGCAAGUGAAGGUAUUUAGAUUUGUCACUGAGAACGCAAUUGAGGAGAAAGUCCUAGAGAGAGCCACUCAGAAAUUGAGACUUGACCAGUUGGUUAUCCAGCAAGGUCGUAAUAACGGUGGUAUCAACAAUAAUAACCUGGCGGCCGGUAAAGCAGCUUCAAAGGAUGAGCUUUUGGAUAUGAUUCAGCACGGUGCGGCUGAUAUCUUCAAAGCAAAGAAUGACGGUGAAGAAGAAGCUGAUGUCGACAUCGAAGAGCUUCUCAAAGAUUCAGACAUGAAGACUAAGGAGCUUAAUAAGAAGUAUGCUAAGCUAGACUUGAAUGCUUUACAAAAUUUCACAAAUGAUGAGUCAGUCUACGAGUGGAACGGAGAAAAUUUCAAGAAGAAGGAGCCUACUGCGAUUACCAACAUUGGUCAUGCAUGGAUCAACCCAGGAAAGAGAGAGAGAAAGGAGAAUUAUUCGAUUGACAUGUACUAUAAGGACGUGCUCAGUGCGGGUAGUCGCUCCACGCCUAAGAGUGGACCACGCCCACCGAAGCAGCUCAAUAUCUACGAUCACCAGUUCUAUCCUCCAAAAUUAUUGGAGUUAUAUGAAUUGGAGAAGAAUUAUUACAGAAAGCAAGUGAACUAUGUCGUCCCAUUAAAGAAUGGUUCUUCUAAGGACUUGGCAGAACGUCAAUUAGAGCAGAAGCUCGAACAAGAAGAAAUAGAGAACUCUCGACCACUUACAGACGAAGAAAAGGAGCUUAAGGACCAACUCUUGACGGAAGGAUUUCACAACUGGAACAGAAAAGAUUUCAUCCACUUUAUCCUGGUUAGCACCAAGUAUGGUAGAAAUGCGAUCUCAUUGAUUGCAGCGGAGUUUGAAGAAAAGACAAUUGAGGAGGUUCGUGAGUAUGCCAAGAUGUUCUGGACACACUAUGAGGAAAUUGAGGGAUACGAGAAGUAUAUCAAUCAGAUCGAGGCGGGCGAAGAGAAAGUUGCAAGAACUAAGUUGCAAAAAGAGAGUCUUCGCAGAAAGAUCUCCAGUUAUAGAUAUCCACUCCAAGAGCUUGAGUUGAAAUACCCUCCAGCCGCUACUACCAAACGAACAUUCACAGACGAUGAAGACCGGUUUUUGCUUGUUCAAAUGUAUAGGUUCGGACUUGACCGGGUUGAUCUCUAUGAAAGAAUUCGAGAUGCGGUGAGGCUGAGUCCAUUCCUCCGAUUCGACUUCUUCUUGCAAUCUCGUUCUACCGCAGAGAUAUCGAGAAGAUGCAGCACAUUGAUUGCAUGUGUGUUGAAAGAAAUCCACCCAACUCUUGCGCCUGCAAAGGCUACUACCAAGGCUGCCGCUGGUAAGGAGGCCAAUGGCAAGAGAAAAAAGCCAGUGGCCAAGGGUGGCGCCAAAAGAGCCAAAAAGUAA
Messenger RNA from Sungouiella intermedia, 3108 nucleotides. The record is from the annotation of a GenBank genome assembly. Lineage: Eukaryota; Fungi; Ascomycota; Pichiomycetes; Serinales; Metschnikowiaceae.